Cornus florida is the source of this 1233-nucleotide messenger RNA. RefSeq names its product glycosyltransferase BC10-like. The record is from RefSeq and is a predicted model, not a curated record. NCBI's taxonomy places the organism in Eukaryota, Viridiplantae, Streptophyta, Magnoliopsida, Cornales, Cornaceae. The transcript is spliced from 2 exons. Gene Ontology annotation, molecular function: glycosyltransferase activity. Gene Ontology annotation, cellular component: membrane. Bases 1 to 1233 code for a protein of 410 amino acids.
AUGGUGAAUGAACCACAACAACAGCAGCCAACCUCCUCAACUGCCAAGUUCUCCAAUCCUCAUAAUCUUAUGUUAUAUUUUCUUUUCUUUGGCUUUGGUCUAGUUAUUGGUGUUACACUUGGCUUCUAUCCCAAAGAUUUUUCCUUCAAGUUGCUAUCCAAACAAUUCCAAAUCCAAACACCUCCACCAUCACCACCUCUUCUACCAUCAAAGCCAAAUGAUCAGAAAAAACCACCACCACCGCCACUACCACUACUACCACCGCCGCCACCUUUCAAAAAUGGCACUUUUGGUCGUCGGAUUGGCUUGAAAGAAUAUCUAAGACCGCCUAACAUGAUGCACGACAUGAACGAUGAGGAAUUGCUUUGGAGAGCCUCAAUGGUACCCCAGAUUCGCCAAUCUCCGUUCAACCGCGUGCCGAAGGUGGCUUUCAUGUUUCUAACAAGAGGAGAACUUCCAAUGGCUCCUCUCUGGGAGAAAUUCUUUAAAGGCCAUGAACGACUUUACUCCAUUUAUGUACAUGCUUCACCGUCCUUCAAUGGAACUCUGCCAGAAGAAUCUGUCUUCCAUGGACGAAGAGUCCCCAGCAAGGGGGUAGAAUGGGGAAAGGCUAGCAUGAUUGAAGCGGAGCGGCGCCUACUCGGCAAUGCUUUACUGGACAUAUCCAAUCAACGCUUCGUUCUCCUCUCAGAGUCUUGCAUUCCUCUCUUCAACUUCACCACAAUCUACUCUUAUCUCAUGGACUCGGAAAAAACCUUCAUUGAGGCCUACGAUAAACCAGGGCCGGUUGGGCGAGGCCGGUACAACAGGAGAAUGAAGCCAUUAAUCAAGCCCCACCAAUGGAGAAAAGGCGCACAGUGGUUCGAGGUGGACCGGGACCUCGCCAUUGAGGUCAUCUCCGACCGGAAAUAUUAUCUGGUAUUCAGAAGGUACUGCAAGCCCCCAUGUUAUUCAGAUGAGCACUACCUGCCUACAUUUGCGAGUUUGAAGUUUUGGUAUAAGAAUGCAAACAGGACUUUGACUUGGGUUGACUGGUCCAAGGGUGGGCCCCACCCAAAGGGCUUUUACAGAACAGAAGUAACCGUUGAGUUGCUGGAGAAGAUGAGGACUGGGAGCCAUUGUACUUACAAUGGAAACAGAACCAAUAUUUGCUUCUUGUUUGCUAGGAAGUUCUUGCCAAGUGCUUUGGUUAGACUACUAAGGUUUGCUCCAAAGGUCUUCAAGUUCAAUUGA